AUGACCGCUACUCUGAGACAGAUGGACGACUACCACUACACUCACCUGAUCAACACCUUCGGCAAGAUGAGGACCGACGUUGUGGAUUUCCUGAUGGAAACAUUCAUCAUGUUCAAGGACCUCAUUGGGAAGAAUGUCUACCCUGGCGACUGGGUCAUCAUGAACAUGAUGCAGAAUAA
This is a messenger RNA of Oncorhynchus tshawytscha (Chinook salmon), 179 nucleotides long. Its product is annotated as dedicator of cytokinesis protein 1-like. Gene Ontology annotation, molecular function: small GTPase binding; guanyl-nucleotide exchange factor activity. Gene Ontology annotation, biological process: small GTPase-mediated signal transduction; cell migration. Lineage: Eukaryota; Metazoa; Chordata; Actinopteri; Salmoniformes; Salmonidae. The record is from RefSeq and is a predicted model, not a curated record. Gene Ontology annotation, cellular component: plasma membrane; cytoplasm.